This is a messenger RNA of Trichoderma citrinoviride, 996 nucleotides long. RefSeq names its product NAD(P)-binding protein. The coding region runs from base 1 to 996 and encodes 331 amino acids. The record is from RefSeq and is a predicted model, not a curated record. The transcript has 4 exons. NCBI's taxonomy places the organism in Eukaryota, Fungi, Ascomycota, Sordariomycetes, Hypocreales, Hypocreaceae.
AUGACGAAACUCAUUGUCAUCACAGGCAUCACCGGCGUCCAAGGCAGCUCCGUGGCUGAUGCCUUCAUAAAAGAUCCAAACUACACCCUCCGCGGCGUAACUCGCAAUCCCGCCUCCGAGGCAGCCAAAGCAUGGGCGUCCAAAGGCGUAGAAAUUGUCCAAGGAGACUUUGACGACAUCGAAUCCCUUGAAAGAGCCUUUCAGGGUGCUAAUGUCAUCUUCGGAGUCACUGAUUUCUGGAACAUCUGGGAUGAUUCUCGUAGCAAGAAACUGAGAAGGCCUGGGCAGGAGCUUGUGGAGUAUUGCUAUGAGGUUGAGCUGAGUCAUGGGAAGAAUCUUGCUGAUGCCGCGGCCUCGACGGCUUCGACGUUGGACAUGUAUGUCUUUAGCUCUAUGGCUGAUGCGACCAAGUCGAGUGGCGGAAAGUACAAGACGCUGUAUCACGUGGACUCAAAGGCUCAUGCCGCAGUGUAUGCGCAGAGCCUCGAGGCGCUGAAGGACAAGUUCUCACAGGUUCAGGCUCCGGUGUAUUUUCAGGUUGGGACGGAAUGGGGGUUGCCUAUCACACCAAAGAAGCAACCUGACGGCACUUAUCGCAUGAUGGGCCCCGGACCAGGCCACAAGCCUAUCCCUUUUGGUGACGUCCGCACAGAUCUCGGCCCUUGUGUCAAAGCUCUUGUUGAGGAAGCCCCUCCGAACACAAACCUCUUUGCUGUGGGAGAGUACCUUUCCUGGACGGAUUACCUCCGCAUUAUCUGCGAGACAAAGGGUCUCAAGUAUGGAGGCUUUGAUGAGCUCACCUACGAAGAGCUUACAGAAAUUUUGCCAGGUGGGCUGGGGCAUGAGUUUGGUCUGAAUGUGUUUUUUGCGUUUGAGUUUGGGUAUGAGGUGACUGAGCCGGGGAUUGUUGGGCCGGGACAGUAUAGGAUCAGAUUGACCUCCUUUAGGGAGUACUGCGAGAAGACUGACUUGUCUGCUGUGUUCAGUAGUAAUUGA